Molecule: messenger RNA, 441 nt
Organism: Oreochromis niloticus (Nile tilapia)
Lineage: Eukaryota; Metazoa; Chordata; Actinopteri; Cichliformes; Cichlidae
Product: patatin-like phospholipase domain-containing protein 7
Exons: 6
Coding region: 1-441 (146 amino acids)
Cellular component (GO): endoplasmic reticulum
Molecular function (GO): phosphatidylcholine lysophospholipase A1 activity
Source: RefSeq, a predicted model, not a curated record
AUGGAGCUUCAGGAGGUGCAGGAGCGUCAAAUGGCUGCUGGCAAUGUCCAGAUGUUGCAGAAAGCAUCCCUCAUGACUGAGGACCCUCGUCUGUGUGGUAACGACUGGGAUGGCACAGAAUCAGUGGUGAAGGAUGUCCUCCCUGGACACAGUGUCCACAGCCUGCUCAGUAUUCUAGACACUAUCACUGGUUAUCCAGCUCCGUAUAAAACUGUGUCGGCACGAGCUGCAACUCGCUCCACCAUCUUACGCUUACCUGCUUCAGCCUUCAAGUCGGUGUUUAAGAAAUACCCUGAGACACUUGUACGCGUCAUUCAGAUAAUUAUGGUGCGCCUCCAAAGAGUCACCUUUUUGGCUUUGCAUAACUAUCUGGGCCUAACAACUGAGCUCUUCAAUCCGGACGAGUUACUUGCCGGAACCACUGAAAACACUAUGGUGUAA